AUGGCUUCCGUUGCCAUUUCUGCAUCACUGCACAGAGCUUGUAGCUUGAAUCAUGUCCCAAGGAGACAGCAACUCCGGCACUCAGUGGGGAUGAAGCAAGCAACCAAUGUGGUUACCGUGGAUGGGGAGGGUCCGGCGAAAGGGCUCAUGCUCAAUGUUACUGAACAUAAGGAUAAUGCAGCUUCAGGAGAAGAUAGAUUCAGGGUUGCUGGGGAUAAAUCAGAGGAGGGCCGGUCUUUAGAAUCCUCCGCUAUCAAAUUCAAGGACGAGCGAUGGACGAACGGUUCCUGGGAUCUGAACAUGUUUGUCAAGGACGGAAAGAUGGACUGGGAUGGAGUCAUUGUUGCCGGUGAGAGAUAA
Molecule: messenger RNA, 360 nt
Organism: Syzygium oleosum
Lineage: Eukaryota; Viridiplantae; Streptophyta; Magnoliopsida; Myrtales; Myrtaceae
Product: light-harvesting complex-like protein 3 isotype 1, chloroplastic
Exons: 1
Coding region: 1-360 (119 amino acids)
Source: RefSeq, a predicted model, not a curated record